AUGUCACUUCCCACCGAAGACUACAUCAGCGACUCCUGGAAAGAGGGCCUCUUCACAAACAAAGUCGUCUUCUGCACAGGUGGCGCAGGCACCAUCUGCAGUGCGCAGGUUCGCGCACUCGUCCAUCUAGGCGCGGAUGCAUGCAUCGUCGGCCGAAAUGUCGAGAAGACCGAAAAGGCAGCCAAGGACAUUGCGACCGCUCGUCCAGGAGCCAAGGUCAUCGGCAUUGGCGCAGUUGAUGUCCGCAAGUAUGAUGAUCUGAAGAAUGCCGUCGAUCGCUGCGUCAAGGAGCUCGGGGCUAUCGACUUUGUCAUCGCCGGUGCAGCUGGCAAUUUCCUGGCUUCUAUCCAGCAGCUGUCGGUAAAUGCUUUCAAGUCGGUGAUUGAUAUCGAUGUGCUGGGGUCAUACAAUACCCUCAAAGCGACGAUUCCUCACCUCGUCGAAUCCGCGAAGAAGCACAGGGUUGACUCGGAGACUCUGCGGCCCUCGCCGCUCGGCACCGGUGGACGCAUCAUCUUCGUCAGCGCCACGAUCCACUACCGCGCAAUGCCUUUCCAGGCGCAUGUGGCCGUCGCCAAAGCCGGCAUCGACGCCUUGUCUCACACCGUGUCCAUCGAGUAUGGUCCGCUGGGCGUGACUUCGAAUAUCAUUGCUCCUGGACCCAUCGCUUCCACAGAGGGUCUCGACCGCCUCCUGCCUUCUGAUAUAAAAGAAACAUACACCAAAUCCCAACCCCUGGGCCGUUUCGGCUCCGUCCGUGAUAUUGCCGAUGCGACGGUCUAUCUCUUCUCCAAUACCGGUAGUUAUGUUUCUGGCCAGGUCCUUGUCGUUGACGGUGCGAGUUGGCGCAUGUCGUCUGGCGGUGCGGCGUACGGGCAGCUGCAGUAUCCGGAUUUCCUGCUCACCGGGGACGCAGUGCAGAACGUCAAAGGGCAGAAGAAAUCGAAGCUCUGA
This is a messenger RNA of Aspergillus pseudoviridinutans, 954 nucleotides long. RefSeq names its product SDR family oxidoreductase. The record is from RefSeq and is a predicted model, not a curated record. Lineage: Eukaryota; Fungi; Ascomycota; Eurotiomycetes; Eurotiales; Aspergillaceae. Gene Ontology annotation, biological process: fatty acid catabolic process. Gene Ontology annotation, molecular function: 2,4-dienoyl-CoA reductase (NADPH) activity. Bases 1 to 954 code for a protein of 317 amino acids. The transcript has 6 exons.